AUGACAGAGAUAACUCGGACAAGUGCUGACGCUCGCAUCCAUGCGAUAACUCGAGACACAUACCGGUCCAGCUGCAACUCAACACCCGAGGUGUAUGCACCCACAGCUAAUGGCAAUAGCAACGGAAACUACCGCAAUCCACCAUUGCAGGUCCUCAACGGACACUCGAACAGCUGCAGCACGGGCAGCAGCAGCCUGACGAACCGAGAGGCUUUCGAGGAACGCGAGAUGUAUUACGUGUCACCGACCAAACGAAAAAGCAGCCGAGGCGAAAAUCGCUCCGAGAACCUUCAUCACGUACGUCGGUCAUCGAUGACCUGGAACCCACUCAGCCUGGUAACAGCGACAAUACAAAAGAAACGCCCCGACGAGGCACGUUCCCCUACCACCGAUAGUGGUGGUGGAAUUGGAAUAUUAUGCCAUCCCUCAUACGGGACAAUACGUUCCGAAACGGCAGCGGCGGCGUCGUCGGCGGCGGCGAUGGACAAUUUCGAGAACUCCAGCCAUUAUUCAGACUCGGCAAUGCAGCUCCUCCGGUCAGGCAGUUGCAGUGGAGUGGGCGGUGUCAUCGGCAAUAACAAUCUAGUCACGGCAGCGAGCAGCAGCAGCAGCAGUAUGCACACGUUACUGCCAUCAGCCACAGCGGCACGUACUUCCAAUAACGUGACAUUCUCCAAUUGCACCGAAGAGCGGCCGUUCUACUCGAGUCGCGGUUCGUUGCGACGCAGCAAGGGACGCAGCAACCAGUCGCUGUGCAGUUGUGAUGCUGGCGCGGAGACGGAAAUCAAUCCGGAUCCCAUCCGGCCGCUGUAUCAGUACAGCUUGGAACGACGCAGCAAAGGACACACGUACACGUGCGAGCAGAACGCACAGAUACUUAUGAGACUUGAACGUGAACGCAAUAGGAAAUUAUCGCUUAAAGACUCUGCGGGGAAGGAUGCUUUUGCGGCCGCCAAUAAUGCCAGCGGCAAGAGCUGUGUGAAUUCAUCUCUUGAUUCUCAGACCGACUCCCAAUCAGAUGUCGACCUAAUACCAGCACCACCACCACCUCCUGCCUUGGCAAAUCGAAAACCACCCACCAGCCUCUUCCAUCAUACUGAUUUGUUACCUGAUUGUGGCGGCAGUGGCAGCAUUAGUGGGAUGGGCAAUAGCUUCGAAGUGUCCUCAAUUCUGGAUGAUUGUGCGUCGACAAUGAUGAAGUGUGCGAACGUGGGCUCGAAUUUGGCCUUUAGUAUAGGACAAUCGGUGAAACCGGAUGUUUGUCAUGUAAACACAAACGCCUCCACUACCGCCGACGAUAGAGAACGUAACACUCGAAUGGGUCGUCCCUCAACACCAUCCGGAGGUGGCGGUGGGAAUAUUUGUCCAUGCAUCAGAGAUGACUUCUCCCUUGUCGGGAACAGCUCCAUCAUGCUUAACAAGAUGAAGAAAUCCGAUGAAGAGGAAACGUUGUGUGCAUUCCAUGCCUACAAUCAGUUUCAGCAGCAGAAGCAUCAGCAUCUACAACAGCAGCAGCAUCAUCAUCUGGAACCCUUCGAAGUAGAUGAGAAUUUUCAUAACCGCAGCAGCCUCAGUUUAGGUAAAUACAAUACAAUUGGACCAAGCAGUGAGUAUGCAAAGCAAUUAGCCUCCUAUGCCACGCUCGCCCAUCACCAAAAGCAUCCGCAGCAUAACUCCUCGACCACAGAUAGCCUCAAACGCAAUCAGCAACGUAAUCUGGAACGUUUGCGUUGCUUAUCCCAAUCGUUGUCGAAUUUUUCUACCAGCGGUGGUGGUGGUGGUGGCGGUACAACUGAUUCCCUGCGCCAUCUCCAUCACACAUCCCAUCAUCACCUUCACUCGCAUCCAUAUCAUCAGCAGCAGCACCAACACCAGCAUCAACAACAGCAGCAGCAUUCCCGACAUAUCGGGGAUGUUUAUCAACAUGAAGGAUACAAAAUGCAUUGGCAUUCAAAUUGUGUCAAUAAGGACCGCUCUAAUGGUGGUACAGGUGGUGGUAGUGGCAGCGGUGGCAUUGGUGGAGCUUUUGUGGAUUUAACUACAAUGCCAACAACCCUGGGCCGACAUCCUUACACCCAGUUACAAACACCUUCGAAUGCAUUCAGCAGUUGUAGCUUCGGUGGAUCGAACAUUUUGAAUAGUUCAUUUACGACGCUGGCUAGCGGCUCGAGUAGUGGCCUUAAAGAGAAACUGCAACACGAACAAAUGGAACAACAUAUGCAACAUAAACAAUUGCAAAAACAAUUGCACUCUUCUAGUUCUACAACGAGCAUAAUGCCAUGGAAGCAUCGACAAUGUCCGAGUCGAGGUUCAUCCAGUUCGGGGACGAAUUCAUUUCGAUUCGAUGCUGCGAAACAUUGGCUAGCUGUUAGUUCGAUACUUUUAAUAAUUGGUGCUGCAAGUGUUGCCGUGCCUUUGGCCUUACGCGUAGCUGCAAGUGCUCCAUUCGAAGAGCGUUUACGAGUGGCUAUUCAACUCCUGGAUCAAGUGCCUUUAAUCGAUGGGCAUAACGACCUACCUUGGAAUAUUCGCAAGUUCCUGCAUAACAAGCUUAACGAUUUCAAUUUCGACGAGGAUCUUAGAAAUGUCAUGCCAUGGGCUAGAAGUCAAUGGAGCCAUACAGACCUACAGAGACUGAAGAAGGGUCGUAUAUCUGCUCAGUUCUGGGCAGCUUAUGUACCUUGCGAAGCACAACAUCGAGACGCUGUUCAACUGACGCUUGAACAAAUCGACGUAAUUAAACGACUGACUGAACGCUAUUCACCACAGCUGACGACAUGCACAUCAGCGGCGGACAUCAUUGAAGCCCACAAAAAUCAUCAACUCUGCUCGCUUACCGGCGUUGAGGGUGGUCACUCAUUGGGCGGUUCAUUGGCUGUUCUCCGGACGUUGUACGCCAUCGGUGUCAGAUAUAUGACUCUAACGUCCACCUGCCAUACUCCUUGGGCCGAUUCAAGUCACGCUGAUGCACCAACCUUCAAUGUUAAGCACGGAGGCUUAACUAUUUUCGGCAAGUUUCCAACUUCCAGUUACAAACCUGUUUACAGCGCCAAUGAGUCACUUCAUCCUGGACCUCACUAUCGAAAUCUAUGCUGA
Eupeodes corollae is the source of this 3096-nucleotide messenger RNA. RefSeq lists its product as uncharacterized. Gene Ontology annotation, molecular function: metallodipeptidase activity. Bases 1 to 3096 code for a protein of 1031 amino acids. The record is from RefSeq and is a predicted model, not a curated record. NCBI's taxonomy places the organism in Eukaryota, Metazoa, Arthropoda, Insecta, Diptera, Syrphidae. Gene Ontology annotation, biological process: proteolysis. The transcript is spliced from 8 exons.